CCUUCCCUUCCACACCCCCAUUGAGAGAAACAAAAGUGUUUCUUCCCCGACUCCCGUCUCCUGUUCCCCUCUUUUCUUAUAUACAAUAUCGCAUGUAAACUGUUUUGUUUUCUUGGUUUCUCUAUUCUUCUUCGCUCUCGUUCUCAUAUUAUUUUUUGCUUAUUCGUUUCUGUAAUGCAAUACCAAGCCUGUUCUUAAGCCUUUUUAAUUAUCUGAUUCCCUCGCAAGGUUCCUUCAAAGAGUUUUCGCCUUCUUUUCUCCUUUGUUCAUUUGGGUCUUCAGAGCUUCAUUCCCAAGAGAUUUGUUUCUUCAAACUAAAGACGAUCCCCGUUCUUGUCCGUAAUGUGAUCUAUAGCGGAUGUUCUAAUUGAAUUCUCUCGGGUUAGAUCUGCUCAGUCGGUCAAGUUUCACGGUGAAGUUCGAAGCGAUUGUUUUGAGGAUUCUCUCAACGAAGGACGUGCGGUUUCUCGGAUUUUGAUUUAAUCCGGGUUCCGUUUUUAACACGAAGCAUGAUUUGCUAAACAGGAUUUUUUUCCAGAGAUGAAGAGGUCUAGAGAAGACGUUUACAUAGGUUCUCAAGUUAAACGACCCCUCGUUUCUUCUCGAGGGGAAGCCUCUGGGCAACCCCAAGUCUCUAGAGGCGGAGUGGGAGGAGGAGGAGGAGGAGGAGAAGGUGCGCAGAAACUAACAACCAAUGAUGCCCUAGCGUAUCUUAAGGCAGUCAAGGACAUUUUUCAGGAUAAAAGGGAGAAAUAUGACGAGUUUCUGGAGGUCAUGAAAGAUUUCAAGGCCCAGAGAAUUGACACUACCGGAGUCAUAUCAAGGGUGAAAGAAUUAUUCAAAGGACACAGAGACCUAAUACUGGGCUUCAAUACCUUCUUGCCGAAGGGGUAUGAGAUCACCCUCCCACUUGAGGAUGAAGUUCCACCAAAGAAGCCUGUUGAGUUUGAAGAAGCUAUAAAUUUUGUAAACAAAAUAAAGACACGAUUCCAAAAUGAUGAUCAUGUGUAUAAAUCAUUCUUAGACAUUCUGAACAUGUAUAGGAAGGAGAAUAAGUCCAUCACAGAGGUCUAUCAGGAGGUGGCUACUCUUUUCCAUGAACAUCCUGACUUGCUCAGUGAAUUCACCCAUUUUCUACCUGAUUCCUCAGCAACAGUUCCGACACAGCAUGCUCCAUCAGGCAGAAAUUCUUUUCUCCGUCGUGAUGAACGGUGCACUGCCAUGCCGGCGUUCCGGCAAAUUCAUGUUGAUAAGAAGGAAAGGACCCAUGCUGAUCGUGAUCUCAGUGUUGACCGCCCUGACAUAGAGCAUGAUAGAGCACUCCUGAAAGGUGAUAAGGAGCAGAGAAAACGCAUUGAAAAGGAAAAAGAAAGGAAGGAAGAGAGGGACAGAAGAGACCGUGAUCGGGAUGACAAGGAUAUCGAGCACGAUAGCAGUCGUGACUUCAACAACAUGACACGUCUUCCCCACAAACGGAAAUCUUCUCGGAGGGGUGAAGAUUCCAUUGCUGAGCAGAUGCACCAAGGUGGGGAAGGUGCUGAAAACUUUGGAAUGCACCCCAUUUCAUCUACUUUUGAUGAUAAAAUCGCCUUGAAAAGUGCAUACAGCCAGGAACUUACUUUCUGUGAGAAAGUCAAGGAGAAGUUGCGCAAUUCUGAUGAUUAUCAAGAAUUCUUGAAAUGCCUUCAUAUUUAUAGCACUGAAAUAAUUACAAGAUCUGAACUUCAAAGUCUGAUUGGUGAUUUGCUUGGAAAAUAUCCAGACCUUAUGGAUGGGUUUAAUGAAUUUUUGACUUGUUGUGAGAAGAGAGGAGAUGGAUUUCUUGCUGGUGUUAUGAGUAAAAAAUCAUUAUGGAAUGAAGGGAAUUUACCUAGACCGGUGAAGGUAGAGGACAGGGACAAAGAUAGGGACCGGGAGAAGGAUGAUAAGGAGAAAGAUAGAGAUCGUGAAAGGGAGAGGGAUAAAGAAAGGGAAAGACUUGACAAAAGUGUAUCUGGCCAUAAGGUUCCUUCAUUUUCGAACAAGGAAAAGUUCAUGGCUAAACCCAUUUCAGAACUUGAUCUUUCUAAUUGUCAGCGAUGUACUCCCAGUUAUAGGCUUUUACCAAAAAAUUAUCCUAUACCUUUAGCAAGUCAGAGAACAGAACUCGGUGCUCAAGUGUUGAAUGAUCAUUGGGUAUCAGUGACUUCAGGAAGUGAAGACUAUUCUUUUAAACACAUGCGUAAGAACCAGUAUGAAGAAAGCCUUUUUAGAUGUGAAGAUGAUAGGUUUGAAUUGGACAUGUUGUUGGAGUCAGUAAAUGCAACCACUAAGCGCGUAGAGGAGUUGUUAGACAAGAUCAAUGACAACACAAUUAGACAAGAUACCCCAAUUCGUAUUGAAGAUUACUUUACAGCUUUAAAUCUAAGGUGCAUAGAACGUCUAUAUGGUGACCAUGGGUUGGAUGUGAUGGAUGUAUUACGGAAGAAUGCUCCCCUUGCAUUGCCUGUCAUAUUAACUCGUUUGAAGCAGAAACAGGAGGAGUGGACAAGGUGUCGUGCAGAUUUUAAUAAAGUGUGGGCUGAAAUCUAUGCUAAGAACUAUCAUAAAUCACUCGAUCACCGAAGUUUCUAUUUCAAGCAACAGGAUACAAAGAGUUUGAGCACCAAAGCCUUGUUAGCUGAGAUUAAAGAAAUCAAUGAGAAGAAGCGUAAAGAGGAUGAUGUUCUUCUUACUAUUGCUGCUGGAAACAGAAGGCCUAUAAUUCCAAAUCUGGAAUUUGUGUACUCUGAUCCUGAUAUCCAUGAAGGUUUAUAUCACCUAAUCAAAUAUUCAUGUGGUGAGGUUUGUACGACCACAGAACAGUUGGAUAAAGUUAUGAGGAUUUGGACAACCUUUUUGGAACCCAUCUUGGGUGUCCCUUCUCGACCACAUGGUGCAGAAGAUACUGAAGAUGUUGUAAAAGCUAAGAAUAAUACUGGAAGAAGUAAUGUAGCAAGCAUAGGAGAAAGUGAUGGAAGUCCUCGUGCUGACGUCGCUGUCACCAAUUCAAAGCAGUUGAACCCUGGCAGUAAUGGAGAUGAUAGUGCUGCCCCUGAACAGACAAGUUCUUGCAGGGCAAGGCUGGCAAAUGGUGAUAUUGCAGCCAAAGAAGAUGGUUUUGAUGAAACAGAUCGUAUUGCCCGUAGGAAUGAUACUCAGCAAGGAAAAGUGCAGAACAAUUCCUCUAUGGCAGAUGAAAUGUCUGGAGUAAACAUACAAGGCACCUCUAGUGAACGGUUGACUGAUUCUAAUGCAUCACUUGCCAUUAGAGCAGAACAGAGUCUUAGUAGAACUAAUGUGGAAAUUACAUCAGGGCUUGGCACCACUCCUUCCAGACCUAGUCACACGGCAAAUGAGGGUGUACAUGAGCCCAAGCUUAGUAAUGAAGUUCACCCGUCAGCAGAGGGUGGUGACAAUACAAGACCCCCCAUACCAGCUAAUGGAGUAAUAACAGAUGGCUCUAAAGUCCAUCGUUGUAAUGAAGAAUCUGCUGGGCACUUGAAAAUUGAAAGAGAAGAGGGUGAGUUAUCCCCUAAUGGAGAUUUUGAAGAAGAUAAUUUUGUUGGCUACAGAGAUGCUGGUAUUGAUGGAAUGCCCAAGGCAAAGGAUUCUGCUCCAAGUAGGCAAUAUCAACCCAGGCAUGAAGAAGAGGAAAUAUGCUGUGGGGAGGCAGGGGAAAAUGAUGCAGAUGCAGAUGACGAGGGUGAAGAAAGUGCUCAGAGGUCAACAGAAGACAGUGAGAAUGCCUCUGAAGCUGGUGAUGUUUCAGGUAGCGAGUCUGGUGAUGGCGAGGAGUGCUCCCGUGAAGAUCAUGAAGAGGAGGAAGAUGUGGACCAUGAUGAGCAUGACAAUAAAGCUGAAAGUGAAGGGGAGGCUGAGGGGAUGGCUGAUGCGCAUGAUGUCGAAGGAGAUGGUACCUUAUUGCCAUAUUCAGAACGGUUUUUGUUGACAGUGAAGCCUCUGGCCAAACAUGUCCCCUCUGUUCUACAUGACAAAGAAAAGAAGGAUUGCCGUAUUUUUUAUGGAAAUGAUUCCUUCUAUGUGCUUUUUAGGCUUCAUCAAACAUUGUAUGAGAGAAUACAGUCAGCAAAGUUGAAUUCAUCAACCGCGGAAAAAAAAUGGAGAACUUCGAAGGACACAAACCCUCCCGAUCUCUAUGCCAGAUUUAUGAGUGCAUUAUACAAUCUGCUUGAUGGUUCUGCUGAUAAUACCAAGUUCGAGGAUGAUUGCCGAGCCAUCAUUGGAACUCAGUCAUAUGUGCUUUUUACGUUAGAUAAGUUGAUAUAUAAACUUGUCAAACAGCUUCAAACGGUUGCAAGUGAUGAGAUGGACAACAAGCUUCUUCAUCUAUAUGCAUAUGAAAAAUCAAGGCAAUCUGGGAGAUUUAUUGAUCUGGUUUAUCAUGAAAAUGCUCGUGUUCUUCUUCAUGAGGAGAAUAUAUAUCGGUUUGAAUGUUCAUCCAGUCCAACCCGUUUGUCUAUACAGUUGAUGGACUAUGGGCAUGAAAAGCCUGAAGUCACUGCUGUCUCAAUGGACCCCAAUUUUGCAGCUUAUUUGCAUAAUGACUUCUUGUCAGUUGUUCCUGAUAAAAAGGAGAUGCAUGGUGUAUUCUUGGCAAGAAACAAACGGAAAAAUGUAUGUGGUGAUGAACUUUCUGCUACAUGUAAAGCUAUGGAGGGAGUUACAGUGGUCAAUGGUCUGGAGUGUAAGAUAGCUUGCAAUUCUUCCAAGGUCUCCUAUGUACUAGAUACAGAAGAUUUCUUAUUUCGCAAGAGGAAAAGGAGAUGUUUAUCUGUUGGUAGCUCUUCUUGUCAUGACCAAGCAAAGACGCCAAAUGGUAAUGCUGCAAGAGUACAGCGGUUUCACAGAUUGUUAUCUAGUUCCUAGUAUGCCUUGGUGCCAGGCGUCCUGCUGUUGGACGGUGCCUCCGCGCUGGGGCUGAUGAUUCUUGCCUACUUUGCUACUGCCAAGCUAAAGGCUUUCCAGAAGGCAUGUUUCAGUCGCAUUCUGUUAUCUCUCAUCAUCCAAACAACGUGAGAAGGAGGGAAAUGGAUCGUAAAGUGGUGUAGUGUCCUGUAAUUUCAUUUUAGUGGCAUAUUCUGAGCCACUAUUCUGUAAAUAGGCUUUUUUUUUUAAUCUUUGAUAUAAAACCUGAGAGGUGUAUCUUCAUUUCAUUGGUUCUCAUUUUUGUAUUUCUUCCCAUCACAUACGAAAGCUUCCAAUUUCUUGUUGCAAUUGGUUUAA
Messenger RNA from Nelumbo nucifera (sacred lotus), 5265 nucleotides. The record is from RefSeq and is a predicted model, not a curated record. NCBI's taxonomy places the organism in Eukaryota, Viridiplantae, Streptophyta, Magnoliopsida, Proteales, Nelumbonaceae.